Messenger RNA from Lodderomyces oxycetoniae, 1368 nucleotides. RefSeq names its product Bud22p (gene BUD22). The transcript has a single exon. Gene Ontology annotation, biological process: maturation of SSU-rRNA. Gene Ontology annotation, cellular component: 90S preribosome; nucleus. NCBI's taxonomy places the organism in Eukaryota, Fungi, Ascomycota, Pichiomycetes, Serinales, Debaryomycetaceae. The record is from RefSeq and is a predicted model, not a curated record. Bases 1 to 1368 code for a protein of 455 amino acids.
AUGAAGAAUACAAAUCAGAUGUGGAGAUUGGACCUACUAGAGGCCAAAUUUGAGAGUUUACCUCCGAGGUUUGCACAUACAAAAAAAUUAAUAUUUGCUACAAAGCGUAAUACCAAGUUGAGUAAAAAACUACCGGAAACCAAAGAAGCAGCUUCAGCGGAAAUUUUCGAGUUGAAAUCACAACUUUUUGAGAAUAAAUAUCACUCGGGGUACAAGAAAUUGUAUAGGGCGAUUAAAAAGGUGACUGCUCACAAGACGACGGUGCCGAAAAUAUUUAGCGAUGAGGAAGUUUUAAAACAAUUAAUCACUUCGCGUUUGGUUAAGAGUAUUGGGAGUUCCAUAUUGGUUCUGAAAGACUUGAAAACAAAUCCACCAAAGUAUAUCAAGUCAAUCAUUAGGGAAAUCAUAAUAGACAAGUCCAAUCCAAACAAUCCUUCUCAAUUCUUUAUAGCCAAUUGUCGAGACUCAAAAGAAGUAAAUAAUUUUUGCUCGAAUCUAUGGAAUAGUAAGCAGAUAAAACCAAUACUAAAUGACAUUGAAUGGAGUUUCAAGAUGGUAAGAGGGAAUUUGAGUAAGAACGAUAUAGAAGAGAGAGACCUACAGACGAGGAAGAACUUGAACGGCCCAAGAAGUGAAGAGGAAAGAGAACAUGAACAGGAGGGAAGCGAUAGUGAUGAGGGUGAUUCUUUUGACAAAUAUGCAGAGUAUGAUCAUUUGGUGCUUGGCUCAGAUCAGGAAGAUGAGGAAGACGAUGUUCUCCAAUCAGAUGUAAACUACAAUGAGGUAACAGAUGAAGAACCUCUGGAAGAUGAAUCUCUAGAGGUUGAUGACGAAGAGUCUGACAGUGAGACACUGUCUAUUGAUGAACCACCAAAGAAGAAAGGUAAAGCUGAAAUUUCUAACGAGACAGUUUACAAUUUGCCCGAACUUGCAUCGGGUUACUACUCGGGAGGAUCCGAUGAUGAGGAUGAGGAAGAUGUUGAUAAUGACAAGGUUGUUAGAGAACUAACCCAACCACGCAAGAAUAGGAGGGGUCAAAGAGCUAGGCAAAAGAUUUGGGCAAAGAAGUAUGGUAAAGAGGCAAAGCACAUUUUGAAGCACCAUGAAAGAAUAAAGAGCGAGAGAGAAAUACGACAGAAAGAAUUUGAGGAGAGAGAACGCAAACGAGAAUUAAAAGCAAAAAUGUUGGAGGAGAAGCAAAAACCUACUGGUGCCAACACUGAGCCACUAGGCGAGAGGAAAUCUACUGUCACGCGCACUGUUCAUGUGGAGGAGAAGCAAAUCCACCCUUCAUGGGAGGCAAAGAAACAAGCUGAAGCAAAGAUGAAAAAUACUAAAUUUCAAGGUAAGAAAAUCACUUUUGAAUAA